Pelobates fuscus (common spadefoot toad) is the source of this 3186-nucleotide messenger RNA. RefSeq names its product solute carrier family 30 member 7 (gene SLC30A7). Gene Ontology annotation, molecular function: zinc ion transmembrane transporter activity. Gene Ontology annotation, biological process: zinc ion import into Golgi lumen; intracellular zinc ion homeostasis. Gene Ontology annotation, cellular component: membrane; Golgi apparatus; cytoplasmic vesicle. The coding region runs from base 282 to 1460 and encodes 392 amino acids. Lineage: Eukaryota; Metazoa; Chordata; Amphibia; Anura; Pelobatidae. The record is from RefSeq and is a predicted model, not a curated record. The transcript is spliced from 11 exons.
UAGCAGCCUGCGAGUGGGCGUGUCUGGAUGGCUCGCUCGGCGAUUCCAGCUGUGAUUGGCCGUCGGUUGUCUCAGUGUCACGGUUAGUCCGCAUCUUCCCCGGAAGCAGGAAGCGGCUCACCGGCGCUCGGUACGGACUAGGCACUCAUUCGCCGGGCUGUCAUCGCGGACACACGGGGAAACACCGCGGGGGCGCUCGGGGACACCGGAGUGGAGAGAUCGUACCGGGGCACGGGUCCUGGAUUUAAUAGGCUGGGGAGGUCGGGUCACCGGGUGUCAGGAUGCUGCCCUUAUCUAUCAAGGAUGAUGAGUACAAACCUCCCAAAUUCAACCUGAUGCGGAAACUGUCCGGCUGGGUCAGAUCCAUCUUUUCAGAUUCUACAUCCAGGAAUCUCUUCUGUUUUUUGUGUUUGAACCUGUCCUUUGCAUUUGUAGAACUUUUCUAUGGAAUCUGGAGUAACAGUUUGGGCCUGAUCUCGGAUUCAUUUCACAUGUUUUUUGACUGCACGGCAUUGUUAGCUGGAUUGGCAGCAUCUGUCAUCUCUCGAUGGAAAAAUAAUGAAGCUUUCUCUUAUGGGUUUGUCCGAGCUGAGGUCCUGGCAGGUUUUGUGAAUGGUCUAUUCCUGAUUUUUACUGCCUUUUUCAUCUUCUCUGAGGGCGUUGAGCGGGCGCUAGACACACCAGAGGUCCAUCAUGAGCGUCUGCUUCCUGUGUCCAUCGCAGGGUUCCUUGUAAAUCUGGUUGGAAUAUUUGUUUUUCAGCAUGGUGGGGGCCAUCAUGGGCACUCACAUGGUGAUGGUCAUGGACACAGCCAUUCUCAAAUUAAUGGUUCUUUAAACCAUGGGCAUAGUCAUGGUGGAGGACAUGGUCACAGUGAUGGAGGUCAUGUGCAUAGCCAUGGUGGGAGCCAUGGAGGAGGCCAUGGGCACAGCCACAGCGAUAACCACAGCCAUAAACAUGACCAUGGUUUUGGUUCCUCGUGUCCUGAUGAGCCACCAAUGGAGCACAGCGGAUCCAGCAAGCAGAUUUUAGAAGGUGUGUUCUUGCACAUUGUUGCUGAUGCCCUUGGAAGUAUAGGAGUGAUAAUCUCCACUAUUCUAAUGCAGCGGUAUGGAUGGAUGAUUGCGGAUCCCAUAUGUUCAAUGCUCAUUGCUCUGCUCAUCAUGGUCAGUGUGAUUCCAUUGCUAAAGCAGUCUAUUGGUAUUUUAAUGCAGCGUACACCUCCUUCUCUGGACGAUGUUCUUCCUGAGUGCUACCAGCGGGUGCAACAAUUACAAGGAGUCUACCAUUUACAUGACCCACACUUUUGGACCCUCUGCACAGAUGUUUACAUUGGGACUCUGAAAUUGGUGGUUGCACCAGAGGCCGAUGCACGCUGGAUCUUGAGCCAAACGCACAACAUCUUCACACAGGUUGGCGUUCGACAACUGUACGUACAGAUUGAUUCAGCAGCCAUGUAAAUUCUCAAAAGAUAUAUAUUGGACCAAAGAGCAGCACUGAGCCUGCUCUGUGAUAAAGCCAACGCAGGAUUGAAACCAUCGGGACCAAUGGAUCUCCUGCACGAUCUAUGCCUCUAUAGUGAGAGGAUACCCCAGCCUCUCUGUGUCACACCUCCUACAUUCUUUAAAUUUCCAUUUUCUACAAAGUGUAGUCUUCGUGUCAGCUAUUGUCUCGACAGCCCAGUUGCCAGAAGCGCGCUAUGGGAUAACUCUUAGCAUUCUCUAAGCCUACCUAAUGCCACCAUUUUACCGUGGGACAUAGGACCAGUGAAUAGACCCAUUUCAGAAGCACCCUGUACUGUAACGCUCUGAUCUGAAGGAUCUCUAAGGGAUUUGGAAGUCACUGGCCAUAUACUCCCAAGCUUCCAGUUCUGCCAUAGAGGGUUGAGGUUGAAAAGCCGUGCAAACCAUAAACUCUCAUCACUCUUUGAACUGAAAGGCUAUAGUAUCUCUUUCUGCUUCUUUUUUUGAGAAGUGGGAUUUUUUUUGAAUUAUUUUUAAAGAUCACCUGUAAAUUGCUUAAAAUCUACCAGUGUUAUACAUUGCAGAAUCUAUCGGGUGUUUGCUGAUUUUAAUGACACAUGGGCUAUGUUUUCAUCACAACAAGCUCAUUAUAAGACUGUGAUACGUAAAAUAACAAACCCUGAUGGGAUUCCCAAGUGCCUUUUCCUCCUUCCUUUGGACGGAUCUCCACAAGAUCUCCACCUUCUGCAGAACCAUACGGUCCCAUAUAAAUCCAGCAACCUACCUCCCAACUGAUCAUUUUGGGAAUAUUUCUCUGACAUCAUUGAAUUAUCGCGGCAUAGGAGAGUUUGUGCAAUUUUAUAUUCUGUGUAAAAUAAUCCAAAAGCGACGGCACAGGUUCAUUUCUUUAGGUCAGUUAAGUCCUUGGUCUAUCUGUAACCCAUUAAGAGUCAUUUAACAAAGACUGAAUCCAAUUUUUUUUUUUUUUUUUUUUUUUUUUAAGGCUUUGUGACUUGCACAUUACAAACUGUCCAGACAUGAACUAGGGGUGCUGUUAAAUGCUUCAUUUUGUUAGAAGAAUUAUUCCAUCUGUACCACAAGGGCUAGGAAAAGAUAUCUAGAACAUGGCCGUUUCUAAGGAGAGUCCUAAUUAUUUUUUUUGUUUUGUUUCUCUUUUUGCCUCCAUUCCUCCUUUUAUUUUUGUAUUAUUUUCAUAAGUGAAGGAUUUUUAAUUAAAGGAAUGUAUAAAUUAGGGCAGUUGUGUUUUUCGUAGCACACAAUCUUUGGAAAUAAACCAUUUUACCCAUCCGUGCCAUGUUUUAGGGGGUCUCUCUCUGGGUUUUGGGUGUUUUUUCUUGAAUUAAAAAACAAAAAAAUGUUGAUUAGAGUGCCCUUCUUUUAUAACCACGGUUAAGACAGACAAUUUUAUAUAGAGACAAAGCUGAUAUGUCAUCAGUCACAAGUAAAGAUCAAUAUUUCAGCGUGACUACAUUAAACCUUGGAAAACACUAAAUUAAUGUGAAUUUUGUAUCCGUUCUGUGGGACCACUCUCUGAAUGGUAAAGAACUACAUGGAUUUUACAACCACCCCUUGCCUGGUUACACAUUGCUAAUAAAAUUCCAACUUUUGUGAUCAAAGUGUCAAUCAGGAAUUGGUCAGGGUUGGGACAGAUCAUAAUAUCUGUUGAAUUGCUUACAAAAUAAAAACAAUAACGAGAAAAGUG